Spea bombifrons (plains spadefoot toad) is the source of this 3970-nucleotide messenger RNA. It is a transcript of the gene JUP, whose product is annotated as junction plakoglobin. Gene Ontology annotation, biological process: cell adhesion; positive regulation of transcription by RNA polymerase II. Gene Ontology annotation, cellular component: adherens junction; catenin complex. The transcript has 15 exons. NCBI's taxonomy places the organism in Eukaryota, Metazoa, Chordata, Amphibia, Anura, Pelobatidae. Gene Ontology annotation, molecular function: cadherin binding; alpha-catenin binding; protein phosphatase binding. The record is from RefSeq and is a predicted model, not a curated record. Bases 129 to 2357 code for a protein of 742 amino acids.
GGUGGUUUCGCUGACAGCUUGCUGGGUAUUCGUGUUAGUUGUUGGAGUGCCGAGGUCUGGGAGAGUUCGGAGCGGGAGAUAGAGGAGACAGCUGCAGCUUUCCAGGGACAGACACCGCGGGAAGCAGAAUGGAGAUGAUAGAUGUAGUGGACCGACCUAUGAAGGUCACCGAAUGGCAGAAGACAUACACCUACGACUCUGGAAUUAACUCUGGAAUCAACACGUCCGCUCCGUCCCUCAAUGGCAAGACUCUGAUGAUGGAAGACGACGGCUUGGGAUACAGCAACCAGUACACAACUGUGAAAACCACAACGUACACACAGCAGCCUGCGGCUAGCAUGUCGGUUACAGGUAUGGAGUCCCAGCUGGCCAUGACCAGAGCCCAGCGUGUACGCGCGGCCAUGUAUCCAGAGACUGUCGAGGACCAGUCCUACCUCCUGACCACCCAGAUUGAUGGCCAGCAAACCAAUGUUCAGAAGUUGGCAGAACCUUCACAGAUGCUGAAAUCCGCCAUCAUACACCUCAUCAAUUACCAGGAUGAUGCUGAGCUGGCCACAAGAGCAAUUCCUGAGCUGACCAAGCUCCUCAAUGAUGAAGACCCGAUGGUGGUGAACAAGGCCUCUAUGAUAGUCAACCAGUUGUCCAAGAAGGAAGCUUCCCGUCGAGCCCUGAUGCAAUCCCCGCAGAUCGUGGCAGCCGUGGUACGCACCAUGCAGAACACCAGUGACAUGGAGACAGCCCGCUGCACCACUAGCAUCCUGCACAACCUGUCUCACCACCGCGAGGGCCUUCUGUCCAUCUUCAAAUCUGGCGGCAUCCCUGCUCUGGUUCGCAUGCUCAGUUCCCCAGUAGAAUCUGUUCUCUUCUAUGCCAUCACCACAUUGCACAACCUGCUUCUGUACCAGGAGGGAGCAAAGAUGGCCGUACGUCUGGCAGAUGGUCUUCAGAAGAUGGUGCCCUUGCUCAACAAGAAUAAUCCUAAAUUCCUUGCCAUCACCACAGACUGCCUGCAGCUCCUGGCCUAUGGCAACCAGGAGAGCAAGCUGAUCAUUCUGGCCAAUGGAGGCCCCCAAGGCCUGGUGCAAAUCAUGAGGAACUACAACUAUGAGAAACUUCUGUGGACCACGAGCCGUGUGCUGAAGGUGCUGUCUGUCUGCCACAACAACAAGCCAGCCAUCGUGGAAGCCGGUGGAAUGCAGGCGUUGGGGAAGCAUCUGACCAGUACUAGCCCGAGACUUGUGCAGAACUGCUUGUGGACCUUAAGAAACCUUUCAGAUGUGGCCACCAAGCAGGAGGGUCUGGACAAUGUUCUGAAGAUCCUUGUGAACCAGCUGAGCUCAGAUGAUGUAAAUGUCCUCACCUGUGCCACCGGGACCCUGUCCAACCUGACUUGCAACAAUAGCCGCAACAAGACUCUGGUGACCCAGAACAAUGGCGUUGAGGCCCUGAUCCACACUAUUCUGAGAGCGAGCGACAAGGACGACAUUGCUGAGCCGGCGGUCUGUGCCCUGCGCCACCUCACCAGCCGCCACCCAGACGCAGAAGUGGCCCAGAACUCCGUGAGACUGCAUUACGGCAUUCCGGCAAUCGUCAAACUGCUCAACCAGCCAUACCAGUGGCCACUGGUCAAGGCUACCAUUGGCUUGAUCCGGAACCUCGCUCUGUGUCCAGCCAACCAUGCCCCGCUCCACGAAGCUGGUGUGAUUCCUCGGCUCGUCCAGCUGCUUGUUAAAGCUCACCAGGAUGCCCAGAGGCACACAUCUGGAUCACAGCAGCCAUACACGGAUGGUGUAAAGAUGGAGGAGAUAGUUGAAGGCUGCACUGGAGCCCUUCACAUUCUUGCCCGAGAGCCGAUGAACCGGAUGGACAUAUACAAACUCAACACCAUUCCUCUGUUUGUGCAACUCCUGUAUUCCCCUGUGGAGAACAUUCAGCGAGUGGCCGCCGGGGUCCUCUGUGAGCUCGCUCAGGACAAAGAAGCAGCUGAUACUAUUGAUGCGGAGGGAGCGUCUGCCCCACUCAUGGAGCUGCUGCACUCCCCCAACGAGGGCACAGCCACCUAUGCAGCUGCUGUGCUGUUCCGCAUAUCGGAGGACAAGAACCCGGAUUACAGAAAGCGCGUCUCCGUGGAACUGACCAAUGCCAUCUUCCGCCAGGAUCCGGCAGCCUGGGAAGCGGCCCAGAACAUGAUGACUCUCAAUGACCCUUAUGUGGAAGACAUGGAUCCUUAUCGUCAGAUGUACCCAGAAGACAUGCACAUGGAUCCAAUGGGAGCAGACAUGGAUGGCGAUUACCCCGUUGAUGCUUACAGUGAGCACGGAGGGAGAAUUCCAUACACUGACAAUGUGAUGAUGUGAAAAUUGCACAAGUUCUUUACUGUGGAAGAGAAGAGUAUGAUCCAAGACUGAAGUGCCUACAAUGAAACAUGCUCCUGACCCCGCUUCUCCCCUUUCCAAAGCUUUUAUUUGAUAGACGUUUUGCACGGGGUGGGCUUUCUAAUUGCCCUUCAGCACAUGGGGCUCCUGCUUUUUUUUUUAGAAUGCUGCUUAUUAACCUCCGUGUGGCCUGGAGGUUAAUAAACUGCUUUUCUCUAGUACUUUAAAUGUUUUUGUGUUGAACUAAUGCCGCCUUUUUCUAUAGAUUAUAAAUAUAUAAAUAUAUUUCAUUUUUUUUUUUUUUUUUUUAAAGAACUUUUUAAAAAUGGUGCAAAACGCUUUAGUCUCUGCGGUUUUUAUCUUUUGUUUUAUGCUGUCGCACUACGGAAAUAUUAAGAGUCUGGCGGGUUUUUUUUGUUUGCUACCCAAAUCUCCGAUGCCUCGAUAUGUAACUGGAAAGAAAACACAAACCCUGUCACGGUAUCAUUCUAGACGAUCACUGCUUUGUACGUGUAGUGAUUGUCUACGGAGCACAUUCGGUUUAGUGGCAACCAUUUUUAUGAAUAAUGCCUAUUCUGUUUUGUUGCUGACCUCAUAGUCACUUCCUGUCUUACUCCACGCCGGACAGGAAGUGAACACAAAUGCUUGGGGAAUGGCUUUUUUUUGUCUGUAAAUUCACAGGGUUCCAAUCUAGUCUUUCGUAGGCCUGAUCCCUAAUUUUCUGGGAUCUCCCUGACUUCACAUGGUGUUUUUUUUUUUUGUUUUAUUUUGUGUGUUUUUUAUUCACACUAAACAUAUCCUUUAAAAUAAGGUAUGUGUUUUUAUUACAAUAAUUUCACUUUGUGAUGAGGUCACCUGUAACAGGAGAGCGGCGCGUGCGCAAACAUGCAGAAGAGCGCAUUAACGGGGAAAUGGUAACCACUGAACCGCAACAAUUUGUCUCGUUUUGUUAUCGUUCCUUGUUUAUACAGUAUUCUUAAAUAUAAAAGUUCAGCAUUUAAAAAAAAAAUGUUAAUGUUGGCCUUGGAUUUAUACAAAUUUUAGUUUUCUGUACUUCCCCUAAAAUUAUUUUUUUUGUCAUAUACAUGUAAGUGACAGAAAAAUAUCUGAAAUUCCGUCUCUGGCCAAAUUUUAUAUAUAUAUUUUAUUUUUUGCCUUCGGAGGACUACUACUGAGUAGGAGCAGGACACAAUUUUUGUUUUUCUUUGUAGAUUUUAUUGGAAACUUUUUUUCCUCUGGUGCAGGCCUUUGGUGAGCUUCAGCUUGGCCCAAGUAAGGCAUGGUCUGUUGCACAUUAUUACGAUAUAAAAUUUAUACAAAAAAUGUUAACCUUCUUAUGCUUACAUAUUUGGAUGUGUAAAUACUUUUUUUUUUUUUCCUUAGUAAAAAUGGUCUGUUUGGCAAUAAAUCCGAUCAGCUGCUUUGGGUUUUUUUUUUCUUCUUCCUUUGAAAUAUUGCUUUUUAAGAUUUUAUUCAUUUUUAAUUUCCAGCUGCAAUGAAUGGGACAUGGAGAAAAAAAAAUGGCUUCCCUUUCUACUCUAUUUUUUUUUGUAUAGACUCAAAGCAGCCAAUAAUAAAAAUGUUUAAGAAAACAA